Molecule: messenger RNA, 1748 nt
Organism: Drosophila virilis
Lineage: Eukaryota; Metazoa; Arthropoda; Insecta; Diptera; Drosophilidae
Product: tumor protein D52
Cellular component (GO): cytoplasm
Source: RefSeq, a predicted model, not a curated record
GAGAGAUUGGGCAGCAUGAGCAGCGAAUCUGAGCCUGUUAGCUUGGAGUUCAUCGAGGAUUCUUAUCUGCCGCGCAUCGAUGACAUCACCACAACGCCAUCGCUCGACGAGCUGGAAAUAGCUCCAGAGAGCGAAGCUGACUUCUACGAUGAGACGGAGCAUUAUCUGCGUAAUCUGACACUCGAUGACAUCUUCUAUGAUGUUGAUUCGGAUUAUGCUAAUACCCUAGAGCUGCAGGCGGUCGAAACGGAGUUCAUUGCGGCCAAGCUGUCCAAUCAGACGCCGUCGCAAUCGAUGGCAAAACGUUUUCGAUUGAAAUUCUUUACCAAGAGAACAAUGCGAGAUGUUAAGGUCACGUUUAUAGAUUUCUCGAAACCCUAUCUGGCCAAAAUAUCAAAUAGUGAUAAUUAUAAAAGAUUUCUGACCAUUGGUCAGGCUGGUGGUGCUAAAGAUAACAGCGCCCACCUGUCGGAGCCCGCUUCUCCAGCAGCAUCUGUGGCAUCUGCAGAGAUUGCCGCCGAGUUCGCAGCACUCACCGUUGAGGAGAAGGAACAGCGACGCGCCGAAUGGAGCCAGGAGCUGGCACGCGUUGAGGAAGAGAUCAAUACGUUGCGCACGGUGCUGGCCUCCAAGACGCGCCAUGCUUCCGAUUUGAAGCGCAAGCUGGGCAUUACCGUCUGGAAGGAGCUAACCGACGAUGUCAAUCAGGGCGUCAAGAAUCUAAAAGAGAGCCACGUUUACCAAUCGAUGGAACAAAGCGUGGGCAGCAUAUCUAAAGCCGUGCACGAGGCACCACUUUUCCAACGCACUGAGUCGGUGCUGAAGACAACUGGAGAGAAAACGGCUUCAGUUUUUGGCAGCAUUACGAGCGGCAUUACGUCGAAAUUUUCACAAAUGAAAAACUCUGAAUCGAUGCGUUCUAUUGAAGCUUCGGUUGGCUCUGCCUAUGAGAACGUUAAAGUAAGCUAUGAACAGAACAAUUUUUUGUGCCAAUCUCAUGCGACGAAGGUGACAUCCCGUUCGGGUUCGGUUUCCAGUUUCCCAGACGAUCUAGAUGAGAAUAAUUCACCAUCGGGACUGAAUUCACCCACAGACUCUCUAACAAAAUAAAUGCACGCGUAAAAUAAUCAAAAUCAAAACAAAAACAAAAAACAACAUAAUUACACCUUUACACACACACACACACACACACACACAUACAUAAAUAACACACAAUUAACAAUUGCGUUUAAAUAUGAACAUAAACACUAACACCAAGUAUGGAAUUUAUUUAUAAAAUAUAUGUGUGUUAUUAUUAUUAUAACUAUUAUACUAUUUAAUGUAUGUGUAUCUUAACUUUAACAAAUUUUGUUGGUAGCAUACGUACAUAUAUUUACAUGUGUGUGUGUAUGUGUGUACGUGUUGCGCUAUUUCAAUAAUUGUUUUGGUUUAAAAAUCAAAGAAAACAAAAACAUGUUAAUUUACCAGAGUUCUUUAUGCAAAAAUCUAAGUGUAUGUUUAAUGUUUAAAGAGAAAACCAUACAAAAAGAAAAUCAAGAAUAUGUAAACCAUUUAGCAAUUGAUAACAUAUUUUCGCUAACUUUGUUAACACACACACACACACACACACACACACACACACACACACACACACACACACACACACACACACACACACACACACACACAUGUGAGAAAGAUAAACAGAUAAUCAUUGUGCGAAUUUCAUUCCUAACUUCUCUGCCGCUUAGCUUCACUAUAAAAAAAAA